Paraphaeosphaeria sporulosa is the source of this 714-nucleotide messenger RNA. Its product is annotated as riboflavin kinase. Gene Ontology annotation, biological process: riboflavin biosynthetic process; FMN biosynthetic process. Gene Ontology annotation, cellular component: mitochondrion. Gene Ontology annotation, molecular function: riboflavin kinase activity. The record is from RefSeq and is a predicted model, not a curated record. The transcript has 2 exons. Lineage: Eukaryota; Fungi; Ascomycota; Dothideomycetes; Pleosporales; Didymosphaeriaceae. The coding region runs from base 1 to 714 and encodes 237 amino acids.
AUGAGCCGCCCAAACGCGUCCCGCGACGCCAUCGCCGGGCCAGACACCGUCCAACCGCCGUUCCCCCUCAAGCUGCGUGGGCCCGUCAUCAAAGGCUUCGGGCGCGGCUCCAAAGACCUCGGCAUCCCUACGGCCAACAUCCCGCUCACGGGCCUCAGCAUCGGCGGGCACGACGACCUCGAAUCGGGCAUCUACUACGGCUACGCAUCGCUCGACCAUAGCACGAUACCCGCCCUGACCACCGAGCGGAGCGUGCCGAGCGCAACAGGCGACACGGCGAUACCAGAGCGAAGUUCCAACCACGCAGUAGCUGACCUGGAGACGCCCGCCACCGCACCCCCAAGCCGCCCCAUCACUCCAGGCAGGCUCAAGGAAGCGAAGGUCUACCCGACGGUCCUGAGCAUAGGCUACAACCCGUACUACAAGAACUCGCAGCGCAGCAUCGAGAUACACAUCCUGCACUCGUUUGCCCAAGACUUCUAUGGCGCCACCCUGUCACUCAUCAUCCUGGGCCACAUCCGUCCAGAAUACGACUACGUGUCCAAGGAAGCCCUGGUCGAGGACAUUAGAGAGGACAUUCGUGUCGCGCAGCGGAGCCUGGCGCGGCCCGCCUACGAACAGUGGCAGCAAGAUAAAUGGUUGUCUGGGGAAAAGCAGACGGGAGAGGCUGAGGGCCAGAGCGGAAUGCUGGCCAAGAGCGACAUGAUUCCCUGA